AUGAAGAGCAGCUGUCGCAGGGGCGUUCGGGUUUUGUGGAAAACGACUUGGUAUUUCAUUGAGAUGUGCUCGUGGGUAGAUUGGGGCUUUGCUGAACUAGAGGAAGAGACUUGGGGCCACACUUGGGAGGCGCCCGUGUACAUUAGGGUGUUCUGUCGGCGCCGUGCACCGACGGCGCUUGGAGCGGGGAAUGCAAUCGUUCCCAAACUCACGUGUGGGGGUUGCGUUGUAGUUGAGGGAUUCAUUCUUUGGUGUGCUGAUUUGAUAGAUUCCACCGAAAACACAUUCGAUCACCUGUCGUUUUUUUUGAGGCUCUCAUUGCUUAAAUUGUCGCAUUUACGAAUGGCCGCUGGGGUGCGGUUGCCUCUUGAGGACCUUUGA
This is a messenger RNA of Ostreobium quekettii, 381 nucleotides long. The record is from the annotation of a GenBank genome assembly. NCBI's taxonomy places the organism in Eukaryota, Viridiplantae, Chlorophyta, Ulvophyceae, Bryopsidales, Ostreobiaceae.